AAUGAUUCGCUUGGAGAGCGUGUCGGUAGAUUUUUUGGCAAUUAUUCUGCAGAACAAAAAAUUUCAUUAAAUGCAUUUAACCCUGUUAUAUGUUCAACCCUUGAUGCUCCUUCAUGUUACGCCGACUCAAACAAACAGACUAGCAUACAUCAGUUAGAACCUGAAUUGGUUUUUGAUCUUCCUGUACUAAGAUCACUCUUAUCGGAAACUUGUAAUACUUUUGUAGAACUGCAACAUGCAAUCAAGAACACCGAUAUGGUAGUUAAUUAUAAAAAAAUUUCCAUAAUUUAUCGAUCAUCGAUUCGAGCAUGUUUAGAAAACUUGCAACAUCUUGUUUUACAACAAGGCAUAAGUAAAUCUGAGGACAAUGAAAAAUACCAAAACUUAAUGACGGUUCUCUAUAGCGUAGAAUGCAUAUGGCAUUUGUGUGAAAAAGUUUUUCUUCUUAAUACAAAUGAUAGUUGUAUAGUACAUCAAUUGCUAGAAUGGGUACGUUUUCAUUUCCCAAUGAGCGAACAAAACGCUAUUGAAAUGAUCCAAGCUGCUGAAGAAGUGCAUACAGAUGAAAAUUAUUGGUAUGUCGUUAAGGAUUUAAUAAUGAAAGGUCAAAUAGAUGUUGCAAGAGCAUUAUUACGAAUGCAUUUAGCAGCAGAUACUCCAUGUUUUCAUGAAACCGACCGAAUUUUAAGCAGCAUACCAGUUCUUAAUGCAUAUAAUGGAUUGUCGAUACAAAAGUUUCGCACUACUUGGAACCAUUGGGUUAUAACUAUUGAAAACAAACUACAAUCUGGACUUUUUUCUGCAGAGCCUGACCUCGAGGGAGUUGUUCGUUUGAUAAUUGGAGAAUCAAAUGCUUGGAAAGAUGUUUGCAAGACUUCAAAGUGUUGGUAUGAAUAUUUUCCUGGCUAUUUAUUUUAUACUGAGCCAACAUGCAGAGACUUUGAGUUACCACAUUAUGUUAACACAUGGUUGACACAAUGGUUAAGCGUUCAAGGAUUCGGUAGGACAGCACAUUUGAAACAUUUGGAUCGAGUAAUACAUAGUGUGAUGGAAAACAAUCUCCAUCAGGUAUUACAUGAUGUACAAAACAUUGGCGACAAUAAGUGGGUAGUAACGCAUUUGACUGAUUUAUUAUUUCACGCUGGAAAAUUAAAAGGUUUAGGUGAUGAUUCCAUGAGCAUUAACGCAUUCCGAGAUAAUUUGAUUUUUAAUUUCGGUAAAGAUCUUAUGUCGCGCCGUAGCUUUUGGAAAUUUGGACUUAAUUAUUUAGAGUUCUGCAAAGACGGACCCGUUGCAAGAGAAUUAUUGCUUGUUCGUGUACCUUUUAACAAGGAUACUGAAGCCUUGAAACUUAUUUCAAUAGCAAAACAGAUACAAGCACGAGGAGUCGAACAGCAAAUUUGCCGUGUAUUGGUAUUAAAGUAUAUCUCCCAUGCACGUUAUGGAAAUGCUUUACACUGGGCUUUAAGAUCUAAUGAUACAUUCUAUAUUCAAGUUGUUGUUGAUUAUUUUCUAAAACACUACACGGAAACAGGUGAAAUGAUGUGUCCUGAUAUUCUUUCAUGUAUAGGUUCACGUAUGCUUAUUUCUCCAAGACUAAUGUUUCUUAUAAAAUAUUACGAAUUUCAUCAAUGUUAUCGUGACAGAGCUUUUAGUCAAGCUGGUGAAAUUCUCAUUAAUUUAUUAGAUUCGAACGUAACACCAAAAUUCUUUUGGUCCAGUCUUUUAGCAGACACAAUACCAUUAUUAGAAUUUAAAGAACCUAUUAUUCCAUCCAAAGAAACUCUUAUAAUUUUACAACAUUUGCAAAAUGAUUUGAUUCCAUUUAUUGAUAUAGAAAAACAAUGUAUGAUUUCAAAAGCAGAUCCGAUAACUGGCACUUCAUAUGAACGAAAAGAAGAUCUUAUACAAUUGUUAAGAUUGAGUUGUGCUCGAAAUCUUAGCAGAGCUUUAAUAAUAGAAAAUACUUUGAGUUCCUAGCUGAAUGUAUGUAUAAAACAAUAAAAAGAAAAAAAUGUCAUGAAUAAAAGAAAAUGCUUUAUUUAAGUUCCUCUA
Molecule: messenger RNA, 2055 nt
Organism: Culicoides brevitarsis
Lineage: Eukaryota; Metazoa; Arthropoda; Insecta; Diptera; Ceratopogonidae
Gene: Nup75
Product: nuclear pore complex protein Nup75
Exons: 2
Biological process (GO): positive regulation of DNA-templated transcription; mRNA export from nucleus; protein import into nucleus
Cellular component (GO): nuclear pore outer ring
Molecular function (GO): structural constituent of nuclear pore
Source: RefSeq, a predicted model, not a curated record